This is a messenger RNA of Carya illinoinensis, 867 nucleotides long. RefSeq lists its product as uncharacterized. The transcript has 2 exons. Lineage: Eukaryota; Viridiplantae; Streptophyta; Magnoliopsida; Fagales; Juglandaceae. The record is from RefSeq and is a predicted model, not a curated record. The coding region runs from base 111 to 566 and encodes 151 amino acids.
ACCUAGCGGGAACUCAGCGGUGGCCGUAACAGCGUUCAUUCUAUAUUGCAGUGAUUUGACGUCUUAUCUGUGGACGUAGAAACGUCCUUUUUAUACAAGUGGGGUCGUUGAUGGGAACAUUGGAGGCGGAAGUUCUGUCAUCUUUGGUCUUCAGUAUCCACCAGAGGGGUUUUGGAGACGCCGCAGAAAAGCUUCCUGUCGCAGAGGUAUAUCUCUGGGUUGGUCUUCUCCGUUCUUGGUGCGGCUGCGGCCUGGCUUCUCCAGGUGCCGAUCGUCAAGUUGGCAGAAGAAAUCUGCCAAUCUCUGCAGCGCGUUCAUCUCACGCACGUCUUACGCUACGCGUGAUCCUCACACUCCGCCGCGCCUCAGAAGGCUCUCUGCCACCAUGCACGGCAGUUUCAGGCUCUACGGCAUUGGAUCUUCCAGAUCCGAGUGGUCUCCUCCCUCCAGUUGUGGCGGGUGGCUCGCAUGUGCCACCACCGCCAAUAACUCCCCAUCGUCGGCGAUUUGUAACAAUUUUCGGUUGUUAUACUGUGUUUUCGCUUUUUCUAAUUAGGAUUGAGUGAAAGUGGAUGUGAUAGACUGCAGUCAAUCCAAACUAACAUGUUAUGGCACAACCCAUUUACUGUGGUGUCUAGUUAUAGUUUAAUAGUCUGUUCCUAUUUUAAAAUCGUCGCCAAGCGGUCUUACCUUGUGGGAAUUGGAUAAUUGGAUAAGAGCCAAAUCCCACCAAUCUUUUGGCUCCGAGCACCUUCUUUUUUUGUUUUUUUGUUUUUUUUUUUUUUUUCACUUUUGUGUUGUAAUGGUUCGCUUUGGGAAUGGACUUCCACCCUGUCUCUUGUAAUUGAUAAUUUAUCUAUACAUAUC